This is a messenger RNA of Penicillium verhagenii, 2337 nucleotides long. RefSeq lists its product as uncharacterized. The transcript has a single exon. Lineage: Eukaryota; Fungi; Ascomycota; Eurotiomycetes; Eurotiales; Aspergillaceae. The coding region runs from base 1 to 2337 and encodes 778 amino acids. The record is from RefSeq and is a predicted model, not a curated record.
AUGGAGACCAGACUAUCAGAAAGGAAACGGCGAAAUAGCAACGUUUCCAGCUCGAGGAGCUCGUCACCUGUGUCGCACCGCACAAGACAGAGUGUGUCAAGAUGCUCCCAAACUACUGCUGCGUCUCCUGCACCUAAGCAUGAAGUCAGCACACCUAAGAAAUCACGCAAACGAGUGCGCUUCUCAGAUCCGGGCCCUCGGCUUCUUGAUAAUGAUCUUUGCUCGACAGGUCUGACACCAGCCAUGCGGCGAACCUCCUUUGACACUGGACUUUCGGGAUCUGGAGACCGUACACCUAGUCGGAAAGCCCGACGUCGCUCGGCACCAACACCUCGAUUCCGCCGAUCCUUUGACCCACUGGAGCCUUUCGAUGAGAUCCCAUCUGAGCGGGUGGUGCAGUUCACUCCCUUGCGACAGAUUCUGGACACACGUACCAAGCGAAGAAUUCGACAAAUCGGUCUUAGUGACGAAAUCAACCAUAUUCAACGUGAGAAGCGUGAGGUCGCAACUUUCGAAAAGACCUUGGCAACCUUGCUUCGGGAGCGAGAUGCGCUGCAACAAGAGUUGACCUCCAUGAAGCAGCCCCGAGAGAUCCCAGAAGAUCAGUUGCCGUCUUAUGAGUCUUUUUGGAUGUCUUCUCAGGUCCAGGCUAGAGAGGUAGAGGAGCAAACAACAUUGCUAUGUGAUGGAAUGUCUGUGACCUCGAACCGGAGCUUAGAUGGGCGUCUGUCAUCUGUUGAAAACGACGGAGAUACUUUUAUGUUCAAUGACAGUGCCAUCAUCGCUUCUAAUUCACCUGUCUUCCGAAACCGACGGAAUAUGCACUCGCCUAGCCCGGAGAGACUGUCCUCAUUUGACGAAACAAGAAAUGAUGCCGCAGCUCAGACUCCAGUAAAUGAUGGCCCAGAGGAUCCUUGUAUGCGCUCUCUGAACCUCGACCUUGAGGCUGCCAGAAACGAGAAGAGGGACUUGUUCGACGCAUGCCGCUCACAAUUAUCUGCCUUUGAGAGCUCCGAGCUGGGUGACGCCCUUCGCAAAUCAUCUCCACCUCCUGAUUUCCUCGAGAACAUUAUGUCCACAUUGACGGCUGCUUUAUAUCGCGCUUCAGAUGCCACCAAAGCUCUUGAAAGUAUCAGUCAAGAAUGCUCCAGCCUAGGCUUCUCUGGGACCAGCAUGGAUGAUGUGCUUUCCGAUAUAAGAAGCCACUUCCGCUCUGCACGCCUUGAACUUGAGCGUGCAGUUCCAGGGGAGACGGCCGAUACAGCCCUCGGUGACGGUAAAGCCACGCUGUGCGCCCUGGUCAAUCGAGUGAAGUCUUUGGCAAAGGAGCUUCAGUCGGAGCGCAAAUACCAUCAUGGCGCACUGGGCCGCGAAAAGGCCCUUCGUGGCCAGUUCGACAACUUAUUAUACCGAUACGAGGCAGCAGCCGAGAAGAUCAACAGCCUCGAGGACUCAAUUGAAUCAUCUGCAGGUGACAUGCUCCACACCAGAAUGCGGAUGCAAGAUCUCGAAAGCGAAGAUCAAGAAAAGACCGUUGGGAUUGACAGAUUAAAUACGGCAUUGGAGAAGUACCACAAAGAUUUAAAGAGCCUCGAGGACAUGGUCAGCAAGAUGGAGGACGAAAACGUCGCGAUAAAGUCAAAGUACCGAGCGCAGAUAUUAGCUCUCAAAGAGCAAGUUGCCCACGAGCGCAAGCAACGAUCCACAGCCGAGCUCUCUGCUUCUGAAUAUGAAACUCGCAUUCGUGAACUGGAGGUUACUGUUGAGAAGAACCAAGCCCGUGCUUCCCAGCUCACAACUAAAAUCGAUGCUCUCGAACAAGAACAUCAGGCGGCCGUUCAAGAGAAGACUUGUGAUGAACAGCAACAUGCUCAAGAAACGGGUAUACUAAAUGUACGCAUUUCAGAGCUCGCGACCUCCCUCGAUGCUACCAGAUCAGAGGCCCAGCGUCUCCGUCGGAUAAACAGUGGCCUCGAACAACAAUUGCAAAUCGAGCUGGAGGCCCGCGACGACCUGCUGGAUCAGUGGGCCGCUGAACAGGCGCGCUCAUUCGCGCACAUGAGAGAGACUGUCAACUCCGAACGCCGUAGAGCCAAGGUCCGUGCUGCCAACUGGGAGCUCAAGUCUGAUGAUCUCAUGUCUGAUGGCACCACAAUUGCGGGAAGCGAACCUAUUACUCCGGUCAGCAUGACACGCUUUGUUGAUGUUGAGAUGGGGAGGGGUAAGGGCCGAAGACGUAUGGACAGUGGCGUCGGAAUUCUCACUGGAGAGGAUGUUUUGGAACUUGAAGACGUGUCGGACAUGGACUUGCCGACGUCUAAUCUGAUUGACUUGUAA